Messenger RNA from Amaranthus tricolor (Joseph's coat), 4457 nucleotides. Its product is annotated as DNA ligase 6. Bases 115 to 4284 code for a protein of 1389 amino acids. Lineage: Eukaryota; Viridiplantae; Streptophyta; Magnoliopsida; Caryophyllales; Amaranthaceae. The record is from RefSeq and is a predicted model, not a curated record. Gene Ontology annotation, molecular function: ATP binding; DNA binding; DNA ligase (ATP) activity. Gene Ontology annotation, biological process: lagging strand elongation; DNA biosynthetic process; DNA repair. The transcript has 19 exons.
CGUACUUGCACGAGUAGUUAGUAACGUCUUUUGGCGCAAAACCCUGCAAUAAACCGACCUCCAAUCGAACAAAACCCUUUCGAAAAUGUUCCGAUAACCGCCAUUAAAACCAGCAUGAACAUCACUGAAACCCUAAACCUAACCCUAAAAUCCUCUGAUCUCUAUCUCCAAAUCAAAAAUUCGCUUUCUCCGUUGUCCAUUUCGUCUCUUCCUCCAUUUCCCCCUAAUUUCCCAAUAUCAAAACUCAUUCCGAAAACUCGUUUCAUCAUCGAUGGCUUCCGAAAUUCGGGAGAUUUUUCAUUCACCUACUUUCUCUCGCACUUUCAUGCCGAUCACUACACUGGUCUCACUUCCUCGUGGUCUCGCGGCAUCAUUUUUUGUUCUCAAAUCACCGCGAAGCUCGUCAUUGAAGUUAUUGGAGUUCAAUCGGAUUUUGUUUAUCCGUUACCGAUGAAUGAAACUGUUUUAAUUGAUGGAUGUGAGGUAACUUUAAUUGAUGCUAAUCAUUGUCCUGGUGCUGUUCAAUUUUUGUUUAAAGUUCCUCUUAAUGGUGGUAAAUUUGAACGUUUUGUUCAUACCGGCGAUUUUAGGUUUUGUAGUGAUAUGAAAUUAUUGCCUGUUUUGAGUAAUUAUGUUGGUUGUGAUGCUGUUUUUCUUGAUACGACCUAUUGUGAUCCCAAAUUUGUGUUUCCUGUGCAAGACGAGUCUAUUGAUUAUGUCGUUAGUGUGAUUGAGAGGUUUGGGAGUGAAAAUAGAAAUGCGAGGAAAAGUGUUUUGUUUCUUGUUGCGACUUAUGUUAUUGGAAAAGAGAGGAUUUUGGUGGAAAUUGCGCGUAAGUGUAGGUGUAAGGUGUAUGUGGAUAGUAGGAAAAUGACGAUUUUACGUGCAUUGGGAUAUGAGAAUGAGGAUGUGUUUACGGAAGAUGAGUCGGCUAGUGAUGUUCAUGUUGUAGGGUGGAAUGUUUUGGGGGAGACUUGGCCGUAUUUUCGACCUAAUUUUGUGAAGAUGAAGGAAAUUAUGGUCGAGAAGGAGUAUUCAAAGGUUGUGGGGUUUGUUCCUACUGGGUGGACUUAUGAAGUGAAGAGGACUAAGUUUUCUGUUAGGAAGAAAGAUUCGUUUGAGAUUCAUCUAGUGCCUUACAGUGAGCAUUCAAACUAUAAUGAGCUUAGAGAGUAUGUCAAGUUUUUAAAGCCAAAGUGCGUGAUCCCUACAGUGGGCUCUGAUGUUGAGAAUGUAGAUAGCAAACAUGCUAUUAAGAUGCGAAAACAUUUUGCAGGAUUAGUGGAUGAAAUGGCUAACAAGCAAGAGUUUUUGAUGGGUUUUUAUCGUGUAACUGACAGAAAAGAAAUAGUUGAGGUGGGUGAUUCGGUGAUUGAAUUGGACAAGGGUGUAGAACAACUAAAAGAUGCGUGUGACGUGAAGCAAGAUCAUAAUAGUGGUUCGGUUUCUAUGUGUUCUACAGCUGUUAUGUGCGAACCAGGCUCAGAAGAAUCUGCUUCUUUAUGUGAUAAAGAAAAAGAUGAGAUCUUGCAAGAGCUUCAGGACUGUUUGCCCAAUUGGAUAUCUGUAAAUCAAAUGCUAGAACUUGUUAAAAUAUUCGGUAGAAAUACUGUUGAUGCUGUUUCUUAUUUUUAUGAACAUGAAACGGAAUUUUAUGAGGAGUGUGGGAAACCUGUCCUACCGUGUCAGUCAAAUUUGAAAACUGAUUGCACAACGUCUUCGAAUCACAUUCUUGAGGAGAGCACUUCUGAAAAACUUGUGAAGUCACCAAAGCAAAGCCUCAAAUUUCUGCCAUUGAAGCAGUCAGUUGUUUGCAGUGGCUCCCCAGUUAAAAGGAAGAGGAACCCAGAGAAUAAGCACAAUAAGAAGGGAAAAGUUAAUCCAAAUGCUGAACCUGGUGGCAUAAAGCAAUCUACAAUAACCAAGUUCUUCAGUAAAAGUAGUGGAGUAGUUAGUCCUGCAAGCAUUGCUCCUCCCUUGUCCGGCACAUGCUCUGAAGAAAAACGUUCAUCUCCUGUACAUUCCUCUAAGCUUUACGAGGAAGAGUUGAAGAAAUUUAUACAGGUUGUGGAAGGCAGUGAAUUAAUGAAAAGUUACGCUGCAGAACUUAUGGAAAAGGCCAGAGGAAAUAUUGACAUGGCACUGGACAUGCACUAUAGCAAUUCUGAGGUUAGUCAUGGUGGUAAUCAGAAAAGUCUGAAUGUUAGUAGCAUAUCAGCAACAUGUGAAGUUCCAGAGGCUAGCCUCUCUAGCCAAGGGCAAGAAAGGUCUGAAGCUGGUGAUAAAGUUUAUAAAUCUGUGCAAGAAUCGUUGGCUGACAACAUGGCUGCUAACUAUGUAUCACUACCACCUGAGAAGUAUUCUCCGAUAGAACAUGCUUGCUGGAAGCAAGGUCAGCCUGCUCCAUAUUUACACUUGGCACGGACUUUUGAUCUUGUUGAAGGUGAAAAGGGAAAAACUAAAGCUACCUCUAUGCUUUCAAAUAUGUUUAGAAGUUUGGUGGCUUUGUCUCCCGAGGAUGUUCUUCCUGCUGUUUAUCUCUGCACAAAUAAGAUUGCUGCUGACCAUGAAAAUAUGGAACUAAACAUUGGCGGGAGUUUGGUUGCAUCUGCUCUUGAAGAGUCAUGUGGAACCAAUAGAUCAAAGAUAAGAGAAAUGUACAACAAUCUUGGUGAUCUUGGGGAUGUUGCACAAGAGUGUCGGCAAACACAGUCGCUGCUUGUCACUCCUUCACCCCUUUUGAUUCGUGAUGUUUAUUCUACACUUCGAAAAAUUAGCGUACAGAAAGGCAAUGGAAGCACAAGUAGAAGGAAAAGCCUCAUUAUCAGUAUGAUGCGAUCUUGCAGAGAGAAGGAAAUGAAGUUCAUUGUCAGGACUUUGGUGAGGAACCUACGAAUUGGAGCCAUGAUGAGAACAGUUCUUCCAGCAUUGGCUCAAGCAGUGGCACUGAAUAGUUAUGAUGAAGAAGCUGGCAAAAAUCUGAAGCAAUUGCUUCAGGGCCUUUCUACAGCUGCUAUUGAAGCUUAUAAUAUUCUUCCGGACUUGAAUUUGCUCGUGCCUUCUCUUAUGAGCAAAGGCAUAGAGUUUUCCGCCUCUACAUUGUCUAUGCGACCAGGUGUUCCUAUUAGGCCCAUGCUUGCUAAAAUAACUAAUGGGGCUCCGCAAUUACUGAAAAUAUUCCAGGAUAAAGCCUUUACUUGUGAGUACAAGUAUGAUGGUCAACGUGCACAAAUUCACAAACUCGCUGAUGGUUCUGUGCGCAUCUUCUCAAGAAAUGGGGAUGAGACAACUUCAAAAUUUCCAGAUUUAGUGAAUAUUAUUCUGGAGUUAUGUAAUCCUUGUGCAGAGUCUUUCAUUAUUGAUGCAGAGGUGGUUGGAAUUGAUCGAAAAAAUGGACAUAAGUUUUUAUCCUUUCAAGAGCUAUCUGCUCGAGAGAGAGGAAGCAAAGAUUCCUUGGUUUCAUUGGAUAGAAUCAAGGUUGACAUCUGUAUUCUUGCAUUUGAUGCCAUGUUCGUCAAUGGAGAGAAGUUAUUGGAUUCCCCACUUAGGCAAAGACGGCAGCGUAUGAAAGAUCUCUUUUGUCGAGAGAAACCAGGUUUUUUUGAAUACGCAAAGGAAAUAACUGUAGAAGCAGAUGAAGCUCUUCCGGACAGUGAAGAUGCUUUGAAAAAGAUAAAUAUUUUCCUGGAAGAUGCGUUUAAGUCUUCUUGUGAAGGAAUUAUGGUUAAGUCACUAGAUGUUGAUGCUGGUUACUAUGCUUCAAAACGUGCUGAUUCAUGGUUGAAGGUAAAGCGAGAUUAUAUGGAUGGGGUAGGGGACUCCCUUGAUUUAGUCCCCAUUGGUGCCUGGUAUGGUAAUGGGAGAAAGGCAGGAUGGUAUAGUCCUUUCCUAAUGGCAUGUUACAAUCCUGAUUCCGAGGAAUUUGAAAGCUUAUGCCGUGUAAUGACCGGAUUUACCGAUGUUUUUUACAAAGAGAUGAAGGGUUUUUUCUCUGGAGACAAGAUCUUGCCCCAAAAACCCUUAUAUUACCGGACAGAUGAAAUUCCUGAUGUGUGGUUUUCAGCUGAAACGGUAUGGGAGAUAAAAGGUGCAGACCUUACUGUAUCACCAGUUCACAAGGCUGGUGUUGGAAUCGUUCAUCCUUCACGAGGUAUUUCAAUGAGGUUUCCGAGAUUUAUACGUUCUCUCUCAGACAGACGACCAGAAGAUUGUAGUACAUCGACAGAUGUUUCUGAAAUGUUUCAUUCUCAGACUCGGAAAAUGGAUGUAAGUGGUGUUCAUUAGACUUUUAGAAGAUGUAUAUAGAAUUUGUGUUAAAUUUAAAUUAAUUUAGGUGCGUGUAAAUGCAAUUUUUUGCCAGUUCCAUAAUACUAUGUUACUCUUAUAUCCAUGACUUUGGACAAGUCCUAGUGCCGAACAUGGCUAUUUAAUGAAAUGAACAAUAUUUUGAACCAAAA